Messenger RNA from Plenodomus lingam JN3, 300 nucleotides. RefSeq lists its product as uncharacterized. The record is from RefSeq and is a predicted model, not a curated record. NCBI's taxonomy places the organism in Eukaryota, Fungi, Ascomycota, Dothideomycetes, Pleosporales, Leptosphaeriaceae.
AUGCCUAACCACCCCACCGCCAACCACCCUUAUCCACCAUCUCUCAAGACACAUCAGCAGGGACCCAAGCGAAUCCGCAUCGCAGUACCGCUAGAUAUGUCCCAGCGUCGGUCGAAGCAGGAAAUGCGCGCCAAAGGUUUCAAAGGGGCUUUUCACAUUUCACUCGCUGAAUCGCAUGAGGCCAGAGUAAGCGUAUCGUACCAUCGUGACUGUGUGCGAUAUGGGAUGACGCGGCGAAGCGAAUUACAGCAAUCGCAGACACUGUAUAAAAAAAAUAUCCUACAUGGGGCCUUGAGGUAG